Molecule: messenger RNA, 4916 nt
Organism: Gossypium arboreum
Lineage: Eukaryota; Viridiplantae; Streptophyta; Magnoliopsida; Malvales; Malvaceae
Product: protein TIC 214-like
Exons: 1
Coding region: 2-1027 (341 amino acids)
Cellular component (GO): membrane
Source: RefSeq, a predicted model, not a curated record
UAUGUAUAUGGAAAGUUCAAAAUCAUCAUAUAAUAAUCCAGAAAUAGAAAAGAAAAAAGGGAGGUUAAUGAUGAUUUUAAAAUCUUUUAUACCAGGGAAUCUAAUAUCCUUAUACAUGACGAUAAUCAAUUCGGUCGUUAUGGUCGGACUCUAUUAUGGAUUUCUGACCACACUAUCCAUAGGUCCCUCUUAUAUCUUCCUUCUACGAGCUCGGUUUAUGGAAGAAGGAGAAGAAGGAACCGAGAAGAGAGUAUCAGCAACAACUGGGUUUAUUGCAGGCCAGCUCAUGAUGUUCAUAUCAAUCUACUAUGUACCUCUGCAUUUAGCAUUGGGUAAACCUCAUACAAUAACUGUCCUAGCUCUACCGUAUCUUUUGUUUCAUUUCUUCUGGAACAAUCACAAAGACUUUUUUGAUCAUAGACGUCCUACCAGAAAUUCAAUGCGUAAUCUUAGCAUUCAAUGUGUAUUCCUGAAUAAUCUCAUUAUUCAAUUAUUCAACCAUUUCAUUUUACCAAGUUCAAUGUUAGCCAGAUUAGUCAACAUCUAUAUGUUUCGAUGCAACAACAAUAUGUUAUUUGUAACAAGUAGUUUUGUUGGUUGGUUAAUUGGUCAUAUUUUAUUGAUGAAAUGGGUUGGGUUGGUAUUAGUCUGGAUACAACAAAAUAAUUUAAUUAGGUCUAAUGUACUUAUUCGAUCUAAUAAGUAUCUUGUAUCAGAAUUUAGAAAUUCUAUGGCUCGAAUCUUUAGUAUUCUGUUAUUUAUUACCUGUGUUUACUAUUUAGGCAGAAUACCGUCACCCAUUCUAACUAAGAAACUGAAAGGAAUUUCCGAACCGGAAGAAGUGGGGGAAAGUGAGGAAGAAAGAAACAUAGAAAUAGAAACUAUUUCCGAGGGGGGAGGGGCUAACCAGAAACAGGGGACCGAAGAAAAUACUUCUUCUUCCCUUUUUUCGGAGGAAGAGGUGGAUCCGAGCAAAAUCGACGAAACAGAAAAGCUACGAGUGACUGGAAAGAAAAAAAAAAAAUAAAGGGCGAAUUCCACUUUCGUUUUAAAGAGACAUACUAUAAAAAUAGACCGGUUUAUGAAACUUCUUAUCUGGAUGGGAAUCAAGAAAGUUCGAAGUUAGAAAUAUUAAAAAAAAAAGAAGAUAAAUAUUUAUUAUGGAUUGAAAAACCUCUUGUGACACUUCUUUUUGAUUCUAAACGAUGGAAUCGACCUUUGCGAUAUAUAAAAAAUGACCGGGUUGAAAAUGCUAUAAAAAAUGAAAUGUCACAAUAUUUUUUUUAUACAUGUCAAAGUGAUGGAAAAGAAAAAAUAUCUUUUACGUAUCCACCCAGUUUAGCAACUUUUGGGGAAAUGAUACAAAAAAAAAUAUAUUUUUUCACACCAGAAAAAUGGUUUUCUGAUGAAUUGUAUACUGAUUGGAGUUUUAUCAAUGAACUAAAAAGAAGAAAUUUGAGUAAGGAGUUUAUAAAAAGAGUCGAAUCUUUAGAUAAGGAAUCUUUUGAUCUGGGCAUACUUGAAAAAAGGACUCGAUUCUCUAAUAAUGAAACUAAACGAGAAUACUUGCCUAAACUAUAUGAUCCUUUCUUGCAUGGACCCUACCGCGGAAGAAUCAAAAAAUGGGGUUCCCUUUAAGCAUAAAUCAAACUUAUAAAAAAAACACGGAUCCAUUUUGGAUAAAUAAGAUUCAUGCUCUACUUCUUACUACUGAUUAUCACGACCUUGAACAGACACUAGAUACACUCAAUAUAAAAUCAUUAGCAACAGAAAAGAACUCUCUUUAUUGACAUUGACAGAAGAUGAACAGGGAAAUAUCGAUUCCGAGGAUCGAGUCAAAAUUUUGAAAUUUUUAUUCAAUAUAGUUAUAACUAAUCCCAACAAUCAAACAAUUAGAAAAAAAUCUAUUGGAAUAAAAGAAAUAAGUAAAAAAGUUCCUCGAUGGUCAUACAAAUUAAUCGACGAUUUAGAACAACAGGAGGGAGAAAACGAGGAAAAUGUAACAGCAGAGCAUGAAAUUCGUUCAAGAAAAUCCAAGCGCGUCGUGAUUUUUACUAAUAACCAGGCAAACGCCGAUACUUAUACUAAUACCAAGGAUGCUAAUGAUCCUGAUCAAACAGACGAAGUGGCUUUGAUACGCUAUUCGCAACAAUCGGAUUUUCGGCGCGACAUAAUAAAGGGUUCCAUGCGUGCCCAAAGGCGUAAAACAAUUACUUGGGAGCUGUUUCAAGCAAAUGUACAUUCCCCCCUUUUUUUGGACAGAGUAGACAAACCACUCUUUUUUUCUUUUGAUAUUUCUGGACCGCUGAAACGAAUAUCUCGAAAUUGGAUAUGUAAAAACAAAGAAUCAAAAAUUUCUGAUUAUACAGAAAAAAAGAUCGAGAAAAAAGACGAGGCCAAAAGAGAAAAAUACAAAAGAGAAGAGAAAAUGAGGAUAGAAAUAGCAGAAGCUUGGGAUAGUCUUUUACUUGCUCAAGUAAUAAGGGGCUCCGUGUUAAUAACCCAAUCAAUUCUUAGAAAAUAUAUUAUAUUACCUUCACUGAUAAUAGUUAAAAACAUUGCCCGUAUGUUAUUAUUUCAAUUUCCUGAGUGGUCUGAGGAUUUAACGGAUUGGAAUCGAGAAAUGCAUGUUAAAUGCACUUAUAAUGGUGUUCAAUUAUCCGAAACAGAAUUUCCAAAAAACUGGUUAACAGACGGUAUUCAGAUAAAGAUCCUAUUUCCUUUUUGCCUGAAACCUUGGCACAGAUUUAAACUACAACCCUCUCAUAAAGAUCCAAUGAAAAAAAAGAAAGGUCAAAAGAAUGAUUUUUGCUUUUUAACAGUUUGGGGAAUGGAAACUGAACUACCUUUCGGCUCUCCUCGAAAACGGCGUUCGUUUUUUGAGCCUAUUUUUAAAGAACUAAAAAAAAUUAAAAAAAAUGGAAAACGAAAUGUUUUAUAGCUUUAACAAUUUUAAAAGAAAAAACUAAAUUGUUUCGAAAAGCUUCAAAAGAAACAAAAAAAUGUAUCACUCAAAGCAUUCUAUUUCUAAAAGGAAUAAUAAAAGAACUUUCAAAAAUAAAUCCAAUUCCAUUUUUUGGGUUGAGAGAACCAUAUGAAUUGGGCGAAACUAAAAAGGAUUCGAUAAUCAGUAAUAAGAUGAUUCACAAAUCAUCCCUUCAAAUUCAAUCUAUGGCGUGGACAAAUUAUUCAUUAACCGAAAAAAAAAUAAAAGAUCUGACUAAGAGAACAAACACAAUCAAAAAUCAAAUACAAAAAAUUCUAAUUAUAAAAGACAAGAAAAACGAAUUUCUAACUCAAGAAAUAAAUAGUAGUUCUAACAAAAUAAGUUAUCAGGAUAAAAUAUUAGAAUCAUCAAAAAAAUUUUGGCAAAUAGUAAAAAGAAGAAAUAUUCGAUUAAUCCGGAAAUUCUAUUUUUUUAUAAAUUUUUUCAUUGAAAAGAUAUACAUGGAUAUUCUUCUAUAUAUCAUUAAUAUUCCAAGAACCAAUACCCAACUUUUUCUUGAAUCAACAAAAAAAAUGAUUGAGAACUUCAUUCACAAUAAUGAAGCAAAUCAAGAAAGAAUUAAUAAAACAACUAAAAAUACAACUCAUUUUAUUUCAACUAUAAAAACCUCACUUUCUUCACUUUCUAAUAUUAGUAUUAGAAAUAAAAAUGAAAAAGCUUUUUGUGACUUAUCCUCCCUCUCACAAGCAUAUGUAUUUUACAAAUUAUCACAAACCCAAGUUAUUAGUUUUUAUAAAUUCAAACCUAUCCUUCAAUAUCAUGGAACAUCUCUUUUUCUUAAAAAUGAAAUAAAAGAUUAUUUUGAAGAACGGGGAGUAUCUCAUUCCAGAUUAAGACAUCAUUAUGGGUUAAGACAGAAAAUUGUUUGGCAUUCUGGAAUGAAUGAAUGGAAAAACUGGUUAAGGAGUCGUUAUCAAUACGAUUUAGUUCAGAAUAGAUGGCUAAAAUUAGGACCAGGACAAUGGCGAAAUAGAGUCAAUCAACACUAUCUGGCUCAAAAUAAACAUUUAACAAAAUGGGAUUCAGAUGAAAAAGAAAGAUUAAUUCAUUACGAAAAAAAAUGAUUUUCAAGCGAACUCAUUACUAACUCAAGAAUAUAAACUGAAUCAAGAACAAAAAUAUAAAAAAUCUAAUUUUAAAAAACACUAUGGAUAUGAUUUUUUAUCAUAUAAAUCUAUUAAUUAUCAAGAUAAGAGGGACCCGUAUGCUUAUGGAUCACCAUUCCAAGUAAAUAAGAGGGAAGAGAGUUCUUAUCAUUACAACAUGGAUAAACAAAAUUUUUUUGAUACACUGAGGGAUAUCCCCAUCCAUAAUUAUCUAGGAGAAGGCGAUAUCCUAGAUGCUAUGGGGAAUUUUUCGCACAGAAAGUUUUUUAAUUGGAGAAUUCUUGAUUUUUGUCUUAGAAAUAAGGUCGAUAUUGAGUCCUGGGUCGAUACCAGUACCAAGAGUAAGAAAAAUAUUAAGACUGUGGUUAAGAAUUAUCAAAUAAUUGAUAAAAUGGACCUUUUUUAUUUCACAAUUUAUCAAGAUCAAGAAAGCAACCCAUCCAAUAAAAAAGGAAGCCAUUUUGAUUGGAUGGGACUGAAUGAAGAAAUACUAAGUCAUCCUAUACCGAAUCUAGAACUUUGGUUCUUCCCAGAAUUUGUGCUGCUAUAUAAUGCAUAUAAGGUUAAACCAUGGAUCAUACCAAUAAAAUUACUUCUUUUCAAUUUUAAUGGAAAUAGGAACAUUAAUAAAAUAUUAUUGAAAAUAAAAAAAGGGACUCCCUUAUAGCACCAAACGAAAAACAAAUUAUUGGAUUAGAGAAUCGAAAUCAAGAAGAAAAAGAACCCAUAGGUGAAGGGGGUCUUGUAUCAGAUGCACAAAAACAAGGAAAUUUUAAAUCCGUUCUCUCAAACCAAGAAAAAGA